AUGUCGGAUGCAAGCGACACUGAAUUGAUGGGUUCUUCAAUAUCAAUAAAUCAUAUUCCUAAUUUACCAAAGUUAUUAAUCACAGAUAUAGAAAACGUACAAGACAAGUGCAAUAUCGCCAUAUCCAAUAUGUUUUUGCUAGACUUUUCAAAAAGUAGUCGUGCUGAUCAAAAGGCUUUGCAAAGUUCAUGGAAGGUCAUGGUUAUGAGCUUCCAGGUAUCUUUCAUGGAGUGGAGAGAGCCCAGAUUAUUCCAUGAUUACUAUUUCGAACCCAUCCUUGCGUUCAACACCAUCUGUAAGCAAUCUUUCGGUACUAUUAUUCCAGACACCUGGAAUGACUUGGCUGUUGGCUUGAUAAAUCAUGCUUGCUUCGCACCUUAUGCAUAG
This is a messenger RNA of Mucor mucedo, 387 nucleotides long. RefSeq lists its product as uncharacterized. The record is from RefSeq and is a predicted model, not a curated record. The transcript is spliced from 2 exons. NCBI's taxonomy places the organism in Eukaryota, Fungi, Mucoromycota, Mucoromycetes, Mucorales, Mucoraceae. The coding region runs from base 1 to 387 and encodes 128 amino acids.